AUGGAAGUAAAACAGAUUGCAAUCAUUGGUGCUGGUGUCAGUGGACUGGGAGCCAUUAAGAGCUGCUUGGAGGAAGGACUUGAACCUACUUGAUUUGAAAAGAGCAAUGACAUUGGAGGUCUGUGGAGAUACAAGGAGACACCUGAGAACGGAAGGCCUGGGAUAUACAAAUCUUUAACCACCAAUACAUCCAAGGAGAUGACAGCCUAUAGCGACUACCCCAUCCCUGAUGAUUUCCCCAACUACCUGCACAACUCAAAAAUGAUGGAGUAUCUCAAGAUGUAUGCCAGGCACUUCGGGCUCAUGAAACACAUCCAGUUCCAGACAAAUGUGUGCAGUAUAAAGAAGCGCCCUGACUUUUCAUCCUCUGGUCAAUGGGAUAUGGUAGUAGAGACCAAGGAGAAGCAGAAAACCUACAUAUUUGAUGGGAUAAUGGUAUGCAGUGGUCACUACACUGAGAAGUACUUUCCUUUACAAGACUUUGAAGGAAUCAGCAAGUUCCAAGGCAGCUGUCUCCACAGCUGGGAGUACAAGCACCCAGACAGUUUUGUGGGGAAGAGAGUUGUCGUGAUUGGCAUUGGGAAUUCUGGAGCAGAUGUUGCAAAUGAGAUCAGCUGUGUCACUGAACAGGUUUUCCUCAGCACAAGACGAGGGACGUGGAUAUGGAACCGAGUUUGGGAUAAUGGGGAUCCCUUGGACAUCGCACUCUUCACCCGUUAUAACAGAACCGUCGAUAGUUUCUAUCCUACAUUCCUAAUCAACAAAUGGUCAGAGAAUAAAUUAAAUUUGAAGUUUAACCAUGCCAAUUAUGGACUGCAGGCUAAGCACAGAUUUCUCAGCCAUCAGCCUAUCUUCAGUGAUGACCUGCCAAAUCGCAUCAUUACAGGAAGAGUGCUGGUGAAGACCAACGUGAGGGAGUUCACUUCCACAUCCGCCAUCUUUGAGGAUGGCUCGGAGGAGAUUGUAGACGUUGUUGUCUUUGCCACAGGCUACACUUUAUCUUUCCCUUUCUUGGAUGACAGCUCUGAAAUCCUGGACAGCGAACACACAAUGUUUAAGUUUGUCUUCCCUCCUCAGUUGGAGAAGCCAACACUAGCCUUCAUUGGGAUCCUCCAGCCAAUAGGAGCCACAAUUCCCACAUCAGAGCUCCAAAGCCGAUGGGUUACACGCGUGUUUGCAGGAUUACAAAAGUUACCCUCACAAAGCAACAUGAUGGCAGACAUCAAUAGAAAGAAACGGAAGAUAGAGAAAGAGUUUGUGAAAAGCCCCAGAGAUGUACGUCGAGUGCCCUAUAUCGACUACAUGGAUGAAAUUGCUUCUGAGAUAGGUGUCAAACCCAACCUGCUCUCUUUCUUCCUCUGGGAUACAAAGUUAGCCAAGGAAAUUUUCUGGGGACCCUGUACCCCAUACCAGUAUCGUCUACAAGGGCCAGGGAAAUGGGCAGGUGCUCGGGCAGCCAUCCUCACUCAGAGAGACCGGAUCCUCAAACCCCUGAGAACCCGGGUGCUCAAAAACUCUGAGACAUCGUCCUCUAGUCUAUUCUGGGUCAGACGUAUCUGUGCUGUCAUUUUUCCCUUUGUUUCUGUGUUAGCUAUCAUGCAUGCCAUAUAUCAGUAA
Messenger RNA from Mus caroli (Ryukyu mouse), 1617 nucleotides. NCBI's taxonomy places the organism in Eukaryota, Metazoa, Chordata, Mammalia, Rodentia, Muridae. The record is from RefSeq and is a predicted model, not a curated record.